GUGACACGGAACUAUUUAAGCUCUCACGUAUCUGAAACAAUUUUUUUACAAAAUGUACACUCAGGCAAUAAUCAGCAGAAAAGUCAGUAUAAAUAUUUUUAUCAAUUUAACUAUUUAAAAAAGGGUUGGAGACAAUCGAUCAAGGCUCGGAUACGAAAAAUUGAUGCCAUGUGUUUACGUUUUUCACCUACAGUCUGGUCAAAAUAAUCAUAGGUAAGAUAGUGUCAGAAUGACUGUUCUCGUCAUUUUUUGUAGACAUGUCAAAGUUGAAAUCCUAAGACCACAUUGGCAGUUUAUCUAAUUCUUUUGCGAUUUCAAACAAAAAUGGAACUGUGUCGCUGUGAAGUGUAUCAUCGUGCUGUAGAACAUUUUAAAGGGCAUACGAUUGGAACUCUUAAACCCUUUUACGAACGGAGAGAAGGUCUAGAAAGUUAUAGCAUAAAAUGGGUGAACAACAAAGCGAAUCAUAACGAUAUGAGGCUAGAAAAACCCGUGUUACAGGGCACUGCGCCUCCUGAAGAAGAAGAGAUUGACAUCUGCAGAAGCAACUUGAAGCAUGAAAUGGAGAGACGUACAAAACCAGAGCCCGAGAUAGAACCUAAAUGGAUUCCGUUCCAUUACGAAAUAUCGUUAAGGUUAUGCAAUGAAAACAAGGCAAUAAAGUGUCCCUUCACGUGAAGACCGAUGCAAAAAACAACACGCCCGAAACGUAUUAUUAUGAAUCAUAAAAAUCUCGGACAAUGUUUGCGCCAAACAACUAAUAAAACGAACUCAAGCAAAAA
Messenger RNA from Acanthoscelides obtectus, 782 nucleotides. Lineage: Eukaryota; Metazoa; Arthropoda; Insecta; Coleoptera; Chrysomelidae. The record is from the annotation of a GenBank genome assembly.